Messenger RNA from Fomitopsis serialis, 474 nucleotides. RefSeq lists its product as uncharacterized. The coding region runs from base 43 to 378 and encodes 111 amino acids. The transcript is spliced from 3 exons. NCBI's taxonomy places the organism in Eukaryota, Fungi, Basidiomycota, Agaricomycetes, Polyporales, Fomitopsidaceae. The record is from RefSeq and is a predicted model, not a curated record.
GGAUUCAGUACUUCGCGUGAGUUACUUCAGCAGCCACAGUAUAUGGACUCAAAACUAGGAUCGUACAGAGUGGUGGCGUUCUUCAAUGUCUCUCUGCUCGUCCUGACAUUGGCUUCGGACGUCACGAUCAACACGUCCGAUCUUGUCGCGUUGGCCGCCAUACUCAUGUCGCGCUUCAUGCUCCAUCUCCGACAAACCAUAUACAGCAAGCGGACUCUUGUGCAGACUACUCGUUCCAGCAAUUCCUUGAUGGGAAAUAUGGGAGAAUACCUGGAUGAUGACUCGGACAACGACUCGGAAGACGAACUGAUAUUUGAGACCGCAGGUGGAGUGCAAGACCCGACUAGAUCAAUCUCCGACUCGGACUUCGUACCAUGAUCAAGUAACUUACUGCAGAAGAGCCAACGUUGUUUAUUGGUUGAUGCGUGUAGCAACUACAAUAUGCAUAGUUCACUCUCAAAGGAACUCCAUGGC